AAGGGUUAUAAAGAGGACCAGAGGCUGACAGUGAAAAGACCUGGGGGUAAGAGUUCCCAGCUUAGCCCUGCUUCCCCGGGUUCCCAGAAAUCUCAGAUCAGAGGGCACCGUCGGUGUCUGGCGCUCUUGUCUGGUGGGCACCAUGCAGUGGCAGCAGCUGUGGCUGGGUGUCUUACUUGCCAUGACAGUCUCCGGCAGGGCUCUGGGGCCUGCAGAGAAGGAGGCAGUUGUGGAUUACUUGCUGCAGUAUGGGUAUCUACAGAAACCUCUAGAAGGACCUAAUCACUUCAGGCUAGAAGAUGUCACGGAGGCUUUGAGAGCUUUUCAGGAAGCAUCUGAACUGCCAGUCUCAGGUCAGAUGGAUGAUGCCACAAGGGCUCGAAUGAAGCAGCCUCGUUGUGGUCUGGAGGACCCCUUCAACCAGAAGACUCUUAAAUACCUACUUCUUGGCCGCUGGAGAAAGAAGCACUUGACCUUCCGUAUCUUGAAUCUACCCUCCACUCUCCCACCAUCCACAGCCCGGGCAGCCUUGCUUAAAGCUUUCAAGUACUGGAGCAAUGUGGCUCCCCUGACCUUCCGGGAAGUGCAGGCUGGCUGGGCGGACAUCCGGCUCUCCUUCCAUGGCCGCCAAAGCCCAUACUGCUCCAACACCUUUGAUGGGCCAGGGAGGGUCCUUGCCCAUGCUGACAUCCCAGAGCUAGGCAGUGUGCACUUCGAUGAAGAUGAGCUCUGGACUGAGGGCACGUACCGGGGAGUGAACCUGCGCAUCAUUGCAGCUCACGAGCUAGGCCAUGCCCUGGGACUUGGGCACUCCCGAUACACCCAGGCACUCAUGGCUCCUGUGUACGCUGGCUACCGGCCCUUCUUCAAGCUGCACCCAGAUGACGUGGCAGGGAUCCAGGCUCUCUAUGGCAAGAAGAGCCCAGAGACACGUGACAAGGAAGAGGAACAGGUGGCUGUGCCCACCGUAUCUCCAGUGACCACAGAACCCAGUCCUAUGCCAAACCCCUGCAGUGGUGAACUGGAUGCCAUGAUGCUGGGGCCCCGUGGGAAGACCUAUGCUUUCAGGGGGGACUACGUGUGGACUGUGACAGAUUCAGGGCUGGGUCCUUUGUUUAGAGUGUCUUCCCUUUGGGAGGGACUCCCAGGGAACCUGGAUGCUGCGGUUUAUUCUCCUCGAACACAAUGGAUUCACUUCUUUAAGGGAGACAAGGUGUGGCGCUACAUUAAUUUCAAGAUGUCUCCUGGCUUCCCCAAAAAGCUGAACAGAGUAGAACCCAACUUGGAUGCAGCUCUGUAUUGGCCUCUUAACCAAAAGGUGUUUCUCUUUAAGGCCUCAGGAUACUGGCAGUGGGACGAGUUGGCCCAAACUGACCUUAGCCGCUACCCCAAACCAAUCAAGGAAUUAUUUACCGGAGUACCAGACCACCCCUCGGCGGCUUUGAGCUGGCGUGAUGGCCGAGUGUACUUCUUCAAGGGCAAAGAGUACUGGCGCCUCAACCGGCAGCUUCGAGUGGAGAAGGGCUAUCCAAGAAAGAUAGCUCACAACUGGAUGCACUGUCGUCCCCAGACCCCAGGCACGAGCACCUCAUCAGCUCGGGACAGCACUCGUUCAACCACGGACACGGUCUUGGACAACACUCCCUCGACCAUGUAUACUACUGCGGACACUGACUACUCACCCACAGGCUCAACCUUUGACAUUACUCGCUCAGCUGUAGACUCUACCACUGUCACUCCCCAUUAACGUCACCCACCCAGGGGCCUGAGAACCAGUCAAUGUCUGCUCACUAGAACUAUGCAGGGUACAGGACAGGCAUGUCUAUGGACUCGUGCCUCUGAAAGUUCCAACUCUGGUCACCUUCCUGGGCUCCUUCCUUCCUAGGAGGUGGCCCCUUAACUCUGAUUCAGUCACCAAUGCCACUCAUUUUCUCCUCGCCUUAGCGUUUCCAGCUGUGUCAUCUGCUCUACAAUGGUGGGGGGAAUUGCCAAUCAGAUCUUUUUAACAGCUGGGUGCCUGGGUCCUUUUCUUUCUACGUAAUGUGCAGGUAGGCAGUAUGGCCAGUAAAAUGAACACGGGCUUCAGACUCCCUGAGAAUCACAUUCACUUGGCUGUGGCUUUCAGCAAGCUAAUUAAUCUCAUUGAAACUUGGAUUCCCAUUAGCAAAGUAAGUUAAUACCAAUUCUCUAGAGUUGUUGUAUUAAGUGAUAUACUAUAUGUGAAGUGCCUGACAGAGGCUGGCACAUUCGUAUUUAAUAAAGACUAACUCCAUGUUCCUAA
This is a messenger RNA of Jaculus jaculus (lesser Egyptian jerboa), 2281 nucleotides long. It is a transcript of the gene Mmp19, whose product is annotated as matrix metallopeptidase 19. The record is from RefSeq and is a predicted model, not a curated record. The coding region runs from base 143 to 1747 and encodes 534 amino acids. The transcript has 9 exons. Gene Ontology annotation, biological process: extracellular matrix organization; proteolysis; collagen catabolic process. Lineage: Eukaryota; Metazoa; Chordata; Mammalia; Rodentia; Dipodidae. Gene Ontology annotation, cellular component: extracellular matrix. Gene Ontology annotation, molecular function: zinc ion binding; metalloendopeptidase activity.